Molecule: messenger RNA, 2562 nt
Organism: Labrus bergylta (ballan wrasse)
Lineage: Eukaryota; Metazoa; Chordata; Actinopteri; Labriformes; Labridae
Source: RefSeq, a predicted model, not a curated record
CCCACCAGAGCUGAGAAAGACCAAUUGGUUUAUCUACAACCCUCACAACAGCAUGCUUAUAAAAUUCACAGGAUUAAGCCCUAGAACCGAAAAUAUUUUUUUUGUGACAACUUUGCUGUCUCUGUGCAGCAGCGGUUCCAAUUUAAGCAGCUGAGUUCUGCUGAACUUUUUUGUUUAAAAAAAACAUCAGCACUGUAAAGAGGAAGUAUUUCAGAAAAAAGACAAGCAGGGUUAAGUGCGUCUGCAGGCUUUUUUAAAGUCAUUUUUCGGUCUGUCCUUUCACCGAUAAUGAUACAAGCACCCUAUGCAUCAGCCAUGAGGAGCAUACAACAGAGAAACCUUUACUUGACCCUGGUCUCUGUACUCUGGACCUCUUCUUUGCCUGCUGCAGAUGCUCAAAUCAGAUUAGCUGGAUCUACUCAGUGCUCUGGAAGAGUUGAACUCUUCUAUGGCAGUACCUGGGGAACAGUAUGUGAUGAUGACUGGGACUUAAGAGAUGCUGAGGUGGUGUGCAGACAGCUGAGCUGUGGGAAGGCACUGAGUGCUCCUGGAAGUGCCAGUUUUGGUGAAGGAGCUGACCCAAUCUUGCUGGAUGAUGUGGCCUGUUCAGGAAGUGAACGUUCUUUAACUGAGUGUCAAUCCAGCGAAAUGGGAAAACACAACUGUGAACACAGUGAGGAUGCUGGCGUGGUCUGCUCAGGUACUCAGAUCAGAUUAGCUGGAUCUACUCAGUGCUCUGGAAGAGUUGAACUCUUCAAUGGCAGUACCUGGGGAACAGUAUGUGAUGAUGACUGGGACUUAAGAGAUGCUGAGGUGGUGUGCAGACAGCUGAGCUGUGGGACGGCACUGAGUGCUCCUGGAAGUGCCCUUUUUGGUGAAGGAGCUGACCCAAUCUUGCUGGAUGAUGUGGCCUGUUCAGGAAGUGAACGUUUUCUAACUGAGUGUCAGUCCAAAGAAAUGGGGGAACACAACUGUCAACACAAUGAGGAUGCUGGUGUGAUCUGUUCUGUUAGCCUCCCUAAGCCCAGCAUCUCCAUGAUACCUGUUGGUGAGGUUACCUGGGGUCAGGAUAUCGUCAUCAUUUGUUCCAUCACAGUUGAGCUUCUAGGUGGCACAUUCACUCUUCAGAAAAUCCCAGGCUCAUUCGCAGUGACCCAAACACCAAGUUCCAACUCUGCUACGUUCAACAUUAUUCAAGUUGACUUUGAAAAUGAUGGAUCCUAUCAGUGUCAGUACGAGAAAAGCAUUUCAAGUCAAAAUUUCACCUCCGUCCUAAGUGACCCACUCAGACUCUCCAUCACUGUGAGACUGCAACAGCCGAGUAUCUCUCUCACAUCUCCUAACAGAGGGCUGGUCUGGAGUCCUGAAGGUGCAGAGGUCACCAGGGGUUACCGCUUUGUCCUCAUCUGCUCCAUUAACUGCAACUAUCCUGAGGGCCAGUUCUUUCUCAUCUCCUCUGACUCAACCAUUGUUGCCGCAAAGCGAACAGUCAACCACUCGGCCUCCUUUGACUUCCCUGUAGCUGAUUAUAAACACCAGGGCAACUACAGCUGUGUGUAUGAGGUCGAACUGUCUACAAGGAGAUUUAAUUCUACUGAGACUGGACCAAUCAGCGUUAUCAUUAAAUUGUCUCUGUUGCUGAUGGUGUCCUCAGUAGCUGCUGGCUUCCUGCUGCUGCUGCUGCUGCUGCUGCUGCUGCUGGUGGUGGUCUGUCUGGUCUGCAGGAGAAGAAAACGAGCAAAGCAGCCAACCCUUGUCCACAACAAAUUGGCUGUCAGAGUGGGAAAGUAUUGCAAAGAUGAUGAAGAUGAUUAUGUAAAUAUAAAUUCAAUGGAAACCAAGAAGAAUCUCAAAGAGGAAACAGUGGAUGAGGACAAUAUUUAUGAGGAACCAGAGCGAUUUGAUGAUCAUGAUUCUGAAGAAGUAGGCCUAAAUUCACGUUUGAGAAAGGACAAGGGGGUCUGUUUCAAUGAAGAUGAAAACAGACAAGAGGAAGAAGAAACCAGUGAAGAAGAAGAUGACUAUGAAAAUAUUUGAAAACUGCAGACUGUAAUUACAGUUUAUGUCCAUAAGAUGUCAGACGCUGCUUACAUUCUAGAGAUGUGUGAAUACUCUCCUGACUGCACUGUACUCUAUGUGAAGUCAUUGGAACAAAGGAUUUCUUAAGGCAGGUAUUUUUAGUUUUCAUGUAAAAGAGAUACAUUAAUCAGUAUUAUGCACUUGUAUUUAACACUUUUCAAAGGGCACCUGAAAUAUUUUCAAACGUAAAGUAUAUUCCUCCUCACAACAAGCUAACAGAAUUUUAGUUUGUAUCCAUAGUGGACUGUAUCACUUUUUUAGAAAACACCCUUUAUAUUGAAUAUAUAGUUGUAAAAAAAUGGUUAACAUUUUUUCAGCUUUAUUCUAUUUAAAGAAGAAAAAAAACUAAUUUCACUUAUUUGAAAUUGAGAGAUUAAAAAAACAUUUCUUGCACAGAUUCACUAAUUAAUAUUUGGUUCACUUAAUUGAAGGAGAAUCUUCACUCAUUUCUGACACAUCCCAUAAAGUAACCUAAGAACAUGA